UAUCAAAACAUUCAGCCAAAAAGGUGGAUUUUAUUUGCCUCUGAAUGCAUGUAUGCAUCUGAGUUCCUCAUGAGAAUAGUUUAUUUCUCCUAUGUUUUUUUUCCUCACCUGCAUACUGGACAAAUUAAUUCCUUGGUAAAGCAACAACUGAAGCCUCCUUAUAUGAUGAUUACAUUAAAAAGGCUUCAACCUCUAACUCACAUUUAAAAAUUAUCUGUCUAACAGUUAAGUUUUGCUGUUGGGCUAUACUGAGAGGUAGGGAGAGCUGAGCUGGAGGAGUCCGGCGGAGCCUAAAGUAUCAGCCUGAUACUCAUGGAUGUUGGACAGACCAGAGGCAGGGAUGGUUGGCUAUGACUCCAAAGCAGAUGCCAGGAGUAACUCCAAGUUGGAGGUGGCGGUGGCGGGAUCAGUGUCAGGAUUUGUCACUCGUGCCCUGAUCAGCCCUUUGGAUGUCAUCAAGAUCCGAUUCCAGCUCCAGCUUGAACGUGUGUGUCCAAGUGACCCCGAUGCCAAAUACCACGGAAUCUUCCAGGCGGCCAAGCAGAUUAUACAAGAAGAGGGUCCAAGAGCGUUCUGGAAAGGACAUGUUCCAGCCCAGAUCCUGUCCAUAGGCUAUGGAGCCGUCCAAUUUUUGGCCUUUGAAGAACUGACUGUACUGCUUUACCAAGCCAACUUGUAUCAAACCCACCAGUUCUCAGCACACUUUGUAUGUGGAGGCCUGUCUGCCGGUACAGCCACCCUCACCGUGCACCCCGUGGAUGUCCUGCGCACCCGCCUUGCAGCUCAGGGGGAGCCCAAUCUGCGAGAGGCUAUAAUCACCAUGUAUAGGACGGAGGGCCCCUUUGUCUUCUACAAAGGCUUGACUCCCACUGUGAUCGCCAUCUUCCCGUACGCGGGCUUGCAGUUCUGCUACCGUUCCUUGAAACGCACCUAUGACUGGGUCAUGCCACCAGACAGAAAGCAAACAGGGAACCUUAAAAACCUGCUUUGUGGCUGUGGAUCUGGAGUGAUCAGCAAGACCCUUACGUAUCCCCUGGACCUCUUCAAGAAUCACCUGCAGGUGCGGGGGUUUGAAUAUGCCCGAUCUGCUUUUGGCCAAGUUCGGAGCUACAGGGGCCUCUUGGACCUCGCCCGGCAAGUGUUACAACAUGAAGACACCCGGGGCUUCUUCAAGGGCCUAUCCCCCAGUCUGAUGAAGGCUGCACUCUCCACUGGUUUCAUGUUCUUCUGGUAUGAGCUCUUCUGUAACCUCUUCCAUUGCAUAAGGAGGGAAGACAGAUAGCUGUGAGGCAGGAGGGGCCUACGGUCUGCACUGGACCACUGACUUGGCUCCAAGCUCAUACUGAACAAUGGCUGCUGCCUGGUUGGCCUUCUAGGCCAGCUGCUGUGCGCAUGAAGAGUCAUCCAGAGCUGAAGGCAGAAGAAGGCAAGGAAGGGCUUUUGCUGAACAGAGUGAAGAGAGAAGGGAUUGCUUGCACUGUAGAAAGAAGCCUGUGGGGAAGGAGCCUGGUGCCUGGUGUGUCUCUCCUCUGACCAGCCUAACCCGGAAGGAAAUGACCAUCUCUUUUUGUAGUCCUGGUUUUGGGGAGAACACUCCUAGUCCUGGUAGGACCACACUGGACUGCAGACAGAUGGGAUCGGGCUUUUUGCAGAAUUCUGACCUCCACAACUUGGUCUGUUUCUCCUGCCAACUUAUUUAACAGACAUUAAAGUAAAGGGGGUGUAAAAAAAUUAUCUGUCUAACUUGCCUUUCCAUGUUAAAGAUUUUUGCUCUGUAAUUCUCUAUUAAACAUUGGUAGCUUAUGGGGUUUUCUAGAAUA
This is a messenger RNA of Rattus norvegicus (Norway rat), 1820 nucleotides long. The record is from RefSeq and is a predicted model, not a curated record. Lineage: Eukaryota; Metazoa; Chordata; Mammalia; Rodentia; Muridae.